GAAUGUGCAUAUACAUGUCUAGCGUCGGUCGCGGCGCUUAGAGCGUAUCUCGUUUCGUCACAAGCGGUACAGCACGUUGCUGUUCGCUGUUUUGUUAUUACUUCAUUCAGGAAAUGACAACAAAUCAAAAAUUCCGUAUUUACUACUCCCUUUGAAUCAAUUAUUUUGUUGUGUUUGUACUUUUGUGGUAAAUCUACCAUAUCGUAUAGUUUUGAUCGAGUGGUGUGUGUGAGGGAACUUCUUGUUUUGUUAUUGGUUCUUUGCUGGUGCAUUUCCAUAGAAUGCGUGAAUCAUGACUCCCGGAGGUACUUCAAUGAACUUCAAGAGUUUCUCAGUCCACAUUCACUUAUUCAGUUUAUUUUCGAAUCGGAUUCUGACCAACAUCCGAUUUAUUCUUAGUGAAAACAUGUGUUUGGUUUAGUGAAUAAAUAAAAAUAAUAUCUAGUGCCAAAAAGUUUCUGAUAAUUAUUCAGUAUUAAUUCGUGUGUAGUGUUUAUGUAAAAAUAAAAUGUAAAUGGUACAAUGCCAUCAAAAAGGCAGUACGAUUUAGUGCAAAAUGACGAUUACGAUACGAGAAUUCCGCUGCAUCCCGAGGAGGCAUUCCACCAUGGAAUUACAUUUCAAGCCAAGUACAUCGGUAUGCUGGAUGUACCAAGGCCUACUAGUAAAGUUGAAAUUGUGGCAGCAAUGCGGCGAAUUCGAUACGAGUUUAAAGCCAAAGGGAUCAAGAAAAAGAAGGUGACAAUAGAAGUUUCCGUAGACGGGGUAAAAGUGACACUCAGGAAAAAAAGAAAGAGAAAAAACUGGUUGGACGAUGGAAAAUCGGUCAUCCUCAAUCAUCCGAUUUAUAGAGUUUUUUACGUGUCCCACGAUUCUCAAGAUCUCAAAAUAUUUAGUUAUAUAGCCAGAGACGGAUCCUCUAACGUAUUCAAAUGUGCUGUUUUCAAAUCUAGUAAAAAGAGCCAAGCUAUGCGUGUAGUGCGUACUGUGGGUCAAGCUUUCGAAGUGUGCCAUAAACUUUCGUUGAAUAAUCCCGAGCAGGAUCAAGACGAACAGGAUACGCUUACUCAAGACUUACUCAGCGAUCGUCUCAGUGAUAUAACUAGUGAUAAGCAAAAAAGAGACAUACUAUCAGAAGGUGCCAGUGACAGAAUGUCUUUACCCCCAGACGACUGCAGCUUUAGAGAUCUAGAAAAUUGUAAAAACUCUCGAAUUUCCACUCAGCUUGACAUACUACCACCGCCUCCAAAUACUAAUACUAAAAGUAACCUGAUGUCGUCUGCAGAGAUGUAUUCUUCACCUCAUAGCGAUGGUAUUACGACAGGUAGUGCAGAAAGUGGUGGAAGUUUACCUCCAGCAGGAAGCGCUCUUUCUACUCACCACGAGAUUCAACUAAUGCGAGAACAACUUGAACAACAAACGCAACAAACACAAGCAGCGUUAGCUCAAUUACAAUUAGCUAGAGAACAGUUAGCCGCCGAGCAGGCUGCUAGACUUGAAGCACAAGCAAGAACUCAUCAACUUUUGAUUCAUAAUAGAGAACUUCUGGACCACAUAGCAGCUUUAGUAGCUCAUCUUCAAGGAAAUGAAAAAUCUGGCCAGCAACCGACUCCUCCACAUAUGGCAAUGCCUCAACAGUCGAAUCAAAUGAGUCAAAAUGAAAACGCUGGUACUGAAGGCUACGACUACGCUGAUAAUCCAAUAUUAAAUCCACAUACUUUCAACAUGCCCUCAACGAUGGACAAUAAACCUUCAACAUCUUAUCUGCCACAAUCACCUAUUAGGAACUCGUUAAAUUCGGGAGGACCUAUAUUCAACUUUCCCUACGCCUUGGAGACUGCGUCUAUAGAAAACCAAUUAAUACAGAAAUUACAAGCUUUAAGUAAUUUCCAAAUUACUCAACCGCCUAAUCUAUACCAAUACCCAGUUUCUCAAUCAUUACAAUCUUUACCUUUUUUCCUACAGAAUAUUUACAAUCCACAAACCAUUAAUAAACCAUUUACCAUGCACCAUCCUCCUCUUUUUCCUAAUAAUACCCUUGGAAGACAUAGCGAACCGAAGCAACUUAACCCUACUUAUUUUCAAAAUCAGUCACCUCCCAGUAAAAAAGAAGAUUAUUAUACUCCACAAUAUGGAACUGUCAGACAGAAUUAUAAUAAUCCAACUAAUAGUGAGACUUAUCAGAAAAAGGAAACGGAGUCUCCAAUUUAUCAAAAAAUAAUUCCUAAAAAAGACACAGAAGUUAAACAACAACAGAACCAAAGAGAAACAAGUCCUAACCCUUUAUAUCAAACAAUUCUACCGAAGAAAGAAGUUUCCAACGAUAAACACAAACAAGUUCAACAUAAUGAAUCAUUACGAAGAGAAGCUACCCCGAAACCUUCAAAUAGUGGAACACAAAAUGAGAAAAAUUCUGUUUUCAUCAAACCCCAUUCCCAAGUGGGAACUCUAACUACUACAGAUGCUGAUGGGCGACUUAGAGUUAUAGUUCCAGUUUUAUCUAAUUCUACUAACGAUUUAAGUGAUUGUUUUAGUAAUUUAAGGACUGACGAUAGGUCUAACAGUACUUUAUCAAGGACCGGUAGUGCAAGGAAUCAUAAAAAUGUGCCACAGCAAACGAUAAUUUCAAGGCAUAAAAGCAAUUGAGUAUAAUUAAUUUCAGUUCUAUAGGUGAAGUUUAUUUUGAGUAUUUUUUGGGUUUGUGCAUAAAUCCAUUCAUAGUUGCCGUUUGACGUCGCCGUCUGCCGUUGGUGGCCUUCACAUAAACGAAUUUUUCCCGUCGGCAGUUUGUAAUAAAUUUCGUAGCAAUAAAAGAGAGCCAAUCACAUCCGUUUGUGUUUGUCACGUGAUUUUGACGUAUGACGUUAGAGCGUUAUGUCUGGGUUAUUUCCUUUUUUGUUUGUUUUUUAUGGUGGUGUUUUGGCUUUGUUUGUUUUCUCAUCGUUAUUUUCCGUAAUAUCGCCCAUAAAUACCGGAUUAGAAACAAAAACCCAAAAAUAUCACGAAAACAAAAAAGAAGUACACACGUCGAAACAAUAACAGAAUUUUUAGGUUAACGGCAGCAACGUCAAGUUUAUGAAUAACUGUCAAACGACAAACGUCACCCGGGAAUGGCAAAGGGAAAGUCAAGUUUAUGAAUCGGCAUUUAUUUGGUAACAUUUCUUGUAGACAAAAUCACUAGUUUGGUUCAAAUAGCCAAAAAAUCCUUUGGAAGUAAUAUUUGAUAAUUAAAACAUCUCUUAUUACAAAAUAUUCUAUAUUUGUCUUUUCACUUCUUCGACAUUUUUAAAUGUUUUUCGUGAUGAAUUUUCUCGAUUCUAGGUUUCUUUUUGUUAUUUCAUGAUUUACGUCUAUAAAUGUUAUUUCCUUCAUAAAACUUUUAUAAUUUGAAUAUACGUCCCAUCCCAAUAACAUUGUACGAUCAUUUGAACAGACCACUGUUACGCGCGCUUCUCUUAUUGGAGCCGCCAUUAAGUUCUGAGCUCGAGGCCAACCAAUCACGUUAACGACCGCUCGUGUCCAGACUUUUAUAUACAACGACUUUAAUGUUGUUAUGUGAACGCUCUCUUUUUUUAUUUUAUGCCAACUUGUUAUUUUUAUAUCUAAAUCUAUGUAAUACGACAAUGUCGUUUAGUUUGCUUGGCAUUUUAGGCAUAUUGCAAAACAAACAAUAUAAUAAAAAAGCACAAAAAAUACUCUUAAAACGAUAUUUAUUACUACACUAUUUUUUAAAAUAAAUUUAAUACUUGAAAUGAGCAUUUAAUUUUUUGAUUAUUAUAUUUUUCGCUCGUACCGUGAAAAUAAGAGAAGUGAUUCAGUAGAAAAUGGACGGUUAUAUAACAAUUAUCAAAUAUUGUAUACAUUCCUUUAAUUUCUGUUUAUUCUAUCAUCAGUUUAUUAUUACAUUGAUUGUCUUUUAUGGACUAGAUUGGGCCAAAAAUAUUUAUGUUCAUUAGAAAGAUACUCUGAAUUUUUUUUUUCGUUAUAACAAAAAAAAGGUGUGAAAGUUAAAGCAAUUAAUAUUUAUAUUGACAUACUUAUCACAAAGACAGAUAUGUUUUAACAAUAAUUUUAAACGAGAAUCUUAAUUCGUUGAUCUUGGACAUUUUGUUAAUACAUAUAAUUGAAAAUAAUCAAAUUUAUUUCAAAAAAACGUUAACGCAAAGAAAGAGCUGCAAAAUAGAAUGGAAAGUAGAGUAAUUAAAUAAAACAAUAUAAAUAAAUAAUAAAAAUAUCAAACACAAUACAAGAAAUGACUGUGCAAAAACGAAAACCGAUAAAGAAGAGAAUGAACAAGAUAAAGCAUUCAGAGAUAAUUAUAAGACCAGAUGAAAGACUUGAUGAAGAGGUAUCCAGUGAGGAAACAAGAUAAUAUCCAUAGUAUUUUUCGACAAAAAAAAUUGGUUGCAAAUCCUGGGUACUAAUCAACAAUUUGGAGUAGAAAAUAACGUGUGAAAAUGAUAUGGUGAAUGGAAAUAAACAAAAAAGAGCCAGACUCAGGAAGAAAAGAAAUACAGAAAUAGCAAACAACCUGGAAAAAAGAGAAUUAAACUGGAAACUGGCUAAACGGGAAGUAGAGAAUAGAACCAAAUGGAGUAGAUCUUUUAGUUUUUUUUUAUUAAAUCUACUCAUUUAUAUAUUCUAUAUUCGAUAGUAAGUAUCUAUAUAUGAACUCAUAUUUCUACGUUUCCAUCUUUAACACGUCUUCAUUUAGGUCUACCAACGAAGUCAAUUAACUAAAAACGACCAUGGAAGGGUCGUAUCACAUCAAUAGAAUGCAACUUCAGCAUCGAAUAACUUCUAAAGGGGUGAAUUCAAUGAAAAAUGUUAUGUAACCUCCCUUGCAGCCCAUAAAAUUUUCUUCGGAAGUUUGUAUUUUAGAUAUGUAAAUAUUAGUAGUUUUACUAGUUAUUUAAUGGUUAUUUUGUUAGUACAAUUCCCUUCAAGAACAUGUUUAGAAAAAUAUUUUAAAAAUUGUUAUGAUGAGUAUUAAAAAUAAAUAUUAAGGGCUUUCAUCUUAACCAUAAUUUUUAUUAUCAUUAAUUAAAUAAUCAGAAUACCAUAUAAAAGAAAUUCUUCAUGUUUUUAGCUGGUCUACAAUGGAUACAAUAUGAAUGAAUUAAAUUGUUUGGGGGGUUCUUUAGGCACUAAAAUACAGAUUUAAUUCAAAGUUCACAAAUUUCAAAAUCUAUUUUUUGAAAUGACAAAAUUACAUUGAAUCUUUUUAUUCUAGAAAAAAUGUAUACGUGUUUGAAUGAAAUCAAUUAUACCCAGUGAACCAUUUAUGAAUCACUGAUAAAUAUAAUAAAAUUGAAAUACUGAUAUCAAGUUGUAGAAUUAGAUAUAAUUUAGAUUUAAUUGUUACUAUUAUUAUGAAUAUAAUGGUUUUGACAUUUUCCAUUUGUUUCACAGUAUUGUUUCUGUAUCAUAUUUUAAAUCUAUAUACUUUUAUAUACAAA
Molecule: messenger RNA, 5459 nt
Organism: Diorhabda carinulata
Lineage: Eukaryota; Metazoa; Arthropoda; Insecta; Coleoptera; Chrysomelidae
Product: carboxyl-terminal PDZ ligand of neuronal nitric oxide synthase protein
Exons: 10
Coding region: 523-2646 (707 amino acids)
Molecular function (GO): nitric-oxide synthase binding
Source: RefSeq, a predicted model, not a curated record